This is a messenger RNA of Fonsecaea nubica, 690 nucleotides long. RefSeq lists its product as hypothetical. The coding region runs from base 1 to 690 and encodes 229 amino acids. The record is from RefSeq and is a predicted model, not a curated record. The transcript has a single exon. NCBI's taxonomy places the organism in Eukaryota, Fungi, Ascomycota, Eurotiomycetes, Chaetothyriales, Herpotrichiellaceae.
AUGGCCAGCAAAGACCUCGAGAACCUCUAUCACGUCGUUUUCAGCAUCUCCAACAUCUCCAAAGAUCCCAACCUCGCGGUCGAGAAACUGCGCAUCUGCGGCUCCUAUACAGACCUGCCGGCCGCAAAGGCCGCCGCCCACCGGACUCUCUUCGAGGCGGGCUACGAGCGAGAAUGGUUCACCGAAUACGACACCAACGAGCAAGACUUUGAAACCCACCACAUCAAGAGAAAAACCGGCCUGUGUGUCUUUGCCAAGGCGAGCGACGGCACCAUCUUCCGCGUGAGCGUGGCCACCACGCAAAACACCCAGGGUUUCGAGAGCAACCCCGAGGACCAUAAAGUGCACGGCGAUGUGUACCACGUGGUUCAGACCAUCGUCCUGUACGACGAGGACGACAGUGGCAAAGCCCGGGAAACGAUCGUCGAAGGCUCAUUUAAAAAGUACGAGGAUGCUCGGAAGUUCGCCAGCACAGUCCUGCUGGCGCCCGAGGACGGCGUGACAAAGGAGUCGUUUGCAGAGUACGACGAAGCCGGACCGACGGAGAAGGACUGCGGAUACGGCGAGAAUGUGGUGGUACAUGCGGUCGGCAGCAACGGCGAGAAUCUAUUAAUCAGUGUCCUGAAGGGACAAGAGAUGGAGUCGGUGAGGUUGGCAGAGGCAGCCAUGAGAAUCCGCUCGUUCAACUAA